AUGAGGGUCAUAGCUCCUCUGCCCUCCCCUGGCAACGCCACUAGACCUAGGUACACUAUUUUAACUUUUAAGAGCAGUUCAAUAUUUGGAUAUCAAAGGCUUAACGAGUGUUAUACUGUUACCUCUAAAACUAUUGCUAAUAUGAUCGAAGAUAAAAUAUCCGAGGAGAUCAGAAAGACAUUUAAACUAGAAAACGAUUUUACUGCUGCUGAUGAAGAAUUGAAGAAGAGAUGCGUAAAAACCCGAUUGAGGUUUGGUGUGAAGAAAAGUUAA
Messenger RNA from Cinara cedri, 273 nucleotides. NCBI's taxonomy places the organism in Eukaryota, Metazoa, Arthropoda, Insecta, Hemiptera, Aphididae. The record is from the annotation of a GenBank genome assembly.